AUGACCAACAUGAAGGAAUACGAGGAAAUAAUUGAAAACUGGAGAAAUGAAUACAUUUCGAAUCGCAAUUCGAAGAAAGGAUGGGAGAUUCUAGAGAAUCUUGCAAAGUUACAGAUGGAGUCGGAUCAAGGAAUGGAAACUGAUGAUGACACUGAGACUGCCGAUUUUGAUGAUUUUAGUACGAGCAAGUUGAUUAGCCUGAUAAUCGGUGACAUUCCUGCGAAAGAUCUUCUUGUGGACCAUCAGGUUGUUCUACUCGAAUUUAUUCCAACAUCUCAUCCAAAUGUGCUCCGCCAUGUUGUUCGAACUAUUCGUGAGAAGGAAGGAUCAAUCGCUUUUCUGAAGUCUUCUUCACUCGCUGUUGGGAUAGCGAUUGCCCGACGAGUAACAGAUAAUGUGGCUGGAGAAGAAAUUAGACGUGUUUUAGCUCAUCUUGUUGAAAAUUCUUAUAUCUGUGACGAUCUCAAAUCGCAGCUGAAUGAUUUGAACGGACGGAACUGCUCUGCCAGCAGAAGCCGUAUCUACUCGAUUGCGACCGAACGUGCUCGCAUUUCAUCUGAUUCGUCCUGUAUUCAUUGGCUAUACGAAGAAAUUCUGAAAAGUGUUCUAGACGCUAGUGAUGUUCUUGCUCAACUCGAUGCUCUCGACAUUUUUGUGGACAUUGCACUGAAUGGAAAGCAAAACGCAGAGACACUUUUCAAAUUGAAUAUUGUCAAACAGAUUUAUGAUUUGAUGGAACAUUCGAAAGAAUCUCCUGACAGCGGUGAAAUUUAUUUGUAUGGGACUCGAUUUCUUUGCUACAUGGCAAGAUCAUAUCCACAAGUUCUCAAGUCAUUCCCAGAUUUUGUUCGUCGUCUAUUGCUUGAGAUCAGAAUGUUCGAUCAAUUGAGUGUAACUGGACGCCUUGGAGCAUUCGAUCAUUUUGCAAGUUUGUGUUUCUCCAUGGAAGCCAAACAAACUCUUGAAGAGAUGUUCAAAGCAAAUGACAAGUUGGCGGGAUCUUGGUAUGAGAGACUCGGAGGAAAAGCUCUCACACACAUUUCCGUGGCAACCAUCAGAAAGCCGUUCCCAGAGUUGAAAAGUUGUGUAUAUGACUUCUGGCAACAACUCUUCGAAUACCCAACAGUUGUACAGCAGUUCAUAAUGUUCCAGGGAUUUGCUGACUGGGCAUUGGAUGAGAAAUCGGAGAAUGGACCAGAACACGAGCUUCGCAAGCGUCAAAUUAUUCAUCGCAUCAUCAAACUGUCAGAGAAUAAUGCAACCGCUGAAGUUAUCAACGCUGAUCCCGUGUUUCUUGAUCGUCUUAAAAAAUAUCUCCAACCGGCUGCCGCGCCUGCUCCGCGUGUCGAGGAAAUGGCACUCUGA
Molecule: messenger RNA, 1365 nt
Organism: Caenorhabditis remanei
Lineage: Eukaryota; Metazoa; Nematoda; Chromadorea; Rhabditida; Rhabditidae
Exons: 10
Coding region: 1-1365 (454 amino acids)
Biological process (GO): proteasome assembly
Cellular component (GO): cytosol
Source: RefSeq, a predicted model, not a curated record